Pygocentrus nattereri (red-bellied piranha) is the source of this 2979-nucleotide messenger RNA. It is a transcript of the gene ptcd1, whose product is annotated as pentatricopeptide repeat domain 1. Gene Ontology annotation, cellular component: mitochondrial matrix. Gene Ontology annotation, biological process: tRNA 3'-end processing. Bases 488 to 2626 code for a protein of 712 amino acids. The transcript is spliced from 8 exons. NCBI's taxonomy places the organism in Eukaryota, Metazoa, Chordata, Actinopteri, Characiformes, Serrasalmidae. The record is from RefSeq and is a predicted model, not a curated record. Gene Ontology annotation, molecular function: tRNA binding; protein binding.
UUGCUCACUGUAGGUGGCAGUAGAGUCCCGGCUGACGUCACACUGUAUAAGAAGAAGAAGAGCAACAACACAUGAGGCUAACCGGGCUAAAGCUAAAGCUACACUUUUGCCCUUUCAAUGUCGUUUAAUCGCGUUUCGGGUUCAGGAUUAUGAACGAUUUUGAUUUAUCAGCUUAAAUACGUUUAUAAGCACGUUUAUAUUCUGAACAGACGCGGCUGAAGUCAGCGUCUUACUCUAAUUCUCCCGGUCCACCUUAAACAGCGCUGCAGUUACGUACUGGCACCUGAAGCGACACAUUAAUAACUGCUGCACCAUUUAAGGUGGAACGGGAGAAUUUGAGUAAGAAGCCGACUUUAGCCUCGUGAUUAACAGAGCGUAUGAGAUAAUCUGAGGGCUGAUUAGCGGUUUAUAAAGGCCCGGUGUUGUGGUUAUAGCGGUUUAUAAGGCAGGUUAUAAAGCUGUGUGUUCAUAGCUCAGGUCAGCUGUGAUGCUGCGCUGCGCGCUGCUGAGAGCCGCUCUGCUCUGCGGGCCGACCGGCGCUGCUCUCCGGGUCUCGGGUAGCUCGGGGAGUCCACCUCUCCUCCUCUCAGCGAGCUCGGCGAGUCCUCCUCUCCUCCUCCACAGACAGCUCUGCACCUCCACACCUUCACCAGCCGCUCCCACUCAGGAGGAGGAGCGGUUCGGAGGCUAUUGCUCCGACUUCUCCUCCAGGACGAGCUUCCGCAGAGCCUGUCCGGAGCAGCAGGAGCUGAGCUAUCAGAGAACCGGAGAGGAGGAGGAGGAGGAGGAGGAGAAGAAGAAGAUCAGGGGCUUCAGGACCAGGACAGGCCGUAGGAACACGGCAUACUGGUACUUCCUCCAGUGCAAGAGGCUCAUCAGAGAGAACAGACUUGCGGAGGCGCUGCAGCUGUUUGAAGGUGAUAUGCUGAAGGGUGAGCGGCUGCAGCCUGAGGAGUUUAAUUACUCUGUCCUAAUUGGAGGAUGUGGACGAGCUGGUUACGUCAAAAAGGCCUUUCAGCUCUACAACAACAUGAAGAAGCAAGGCUUGGAUCCGUCCGACGCCUCCUACACCGCCCUAUUCAACGCUUGUGCGCAGUCACCAUGGAAACAGUCAGGUCUGGAACAGGCGCUGAAGCUGCGUCAGGAACUGCGCCGGAAGAACGUUCCACUCAAUGCCAUCACCCAUCAUGCACUGCUGAAAACCGUGGCCCUGUCCGGCGACCUGAAGGCUUGCUUUCAAGUGCUAAGGGACAUGCUUCAGAGUGGACAGGCCAUCACGCAGGAGACGUUUCAGUACCUGCUGAUGUGCUGUGUGGAGGACAAGCAGCAGGGCUUCAGACUGGCGUUACAGGUGUGGCACCAGAUGUUCAGCGCUGGCAUAAAACCAGAUCAGCAGAAUUACAACAUCCUCCUGCGUGCUGCAAGGGAUUGUGGGAUAGGUGACCCAGCCAUGGCUUCUGCGUUGCUCCUCAGGGGAAGAGAGGAGUCCGGCCCCAAAGUCACAGCUCAGAGGAGACAACAAAGAUCAAAGGUCAGAGAAGGGACACCACAUUCUAAGCCUUUAGACGUGGAUGCCUUUGAAAGCCAUCUGUUAGCGUUGCCGGCUGACGCCAGCGCUCCAGACACACACCCAAGCGGCCUGUCACAGUCCAGAGACACCACUUUGGACCUUUCUCAGGUGGAGAGCCUGAGGAGAAACGACAGAAACACUCAGAGAGAGGGUGAGCCUUCAAACUUGACCGAGCAAACUCAACUGCUGCCUCUGUCCUCAAGAAAUGACCUUCUGUCUGGUCCACCAACAGCAAGAUCCCAAAACUCCCAACUUCCAAACCUGUUGGACCCAAGCACCUGCUGCUCAGACGUGGUUGCAUUGGGAAUGGUGAGCACGGCGUCCGAUAGGCUGGCACUGAUGGGCAAUCUGGAGGGUUUCUUGGGUAAAAUGGCAAACGAUGGACUGAAGCCCACCAUCAAAACAAUCACGCUGCUGGCGGACGUCAUGGAGCCCAGCAGCCAGUUGAUUCAGAGCCUAAUCUCUGUGGCCGCUGAGAGUGGGGUGAAGCUGGACGUGGCUUUUUUUAACACUCUGAUCCGGAAGGCAGCUAAAGCAGGAGAUCUGGGAGGAGCAAAGGCUGUGAAGGUCCUGAUGGCUGAGAGGAAGCUGCCUGCAAAUGCUCAGACGUUCUGUGGCAUUGCUCUGGCCUGCAGCAGACAGAAAGACGGGCUUCAGCUUCUCUCAGACAUGGAGGCCUGUGGCAUUAAACCCAACGCUCAUGUGUUCAGCGCUCUGAUAAGCCAGGCAUCCAGACGUUUGGACUACACGUACCUGCAUGAACUGCUGAAACAAAUGCACCGACUGCAGGUUCCUCCCAAUGAGGUGAUCAUCCGGCAGCUUGAGUUCGCAGCACAGUAUCCCCCCAACUAUGACCAGUUCAAGUCCAAGAACACCUACUUGGAGAAGAUAGAUGGUUUCCGUGGUUUCUACAGACAGUGGCUAGAGUUCAUGCCAGGCGAAGAGACUCCACACCCGUGGGACAAAUAUCGCCUCCCCAAACCAGAGGCCGAACAAGAUGGAGUCAGCUCACAAAACCAGUCCCCGAACUCCAACCAAUCCUCUGAAAUCCCUUAAAGAAAUGUCCAGCCAAGCCAUUAAAUCAGCAAAUUAACUCCGUGUUAUGGAUUUUUGUGUUCUUCUGCCUGGUGAUUGAGUACCACUGACUUAGUGCUCUUCCUGCCACACUUGCCUGAACCAAAUUCUGGGUAAAUUAUCAUGCUGGAGAGUUCUUUCAGUGCAGGCAGAGCUCUAAGGAUGCGGAGGGCGAUAUGCCAAAUAUCAAGAUACAUGGAGACAUUUUCACAAUAUCAGUGUUUUGACACACAGAUGGAUUAAAGAAAGAAGUAUGUGAUUAUUGUUAAGUUUUCUGAAUGUAUUAUGGAAUCAGAUGAUAUGUAUGUUUUUAUUAAUAUAGUUAUUUGACCCCA